Messenger RNA from Miniopterus natalensis, 3951 nucleotides. The record is from RefSeq and is a predicted model, not a curated record. Lineage: Eukaryota; Metazoa; Chordata; Mammalia; Chiroptera; Miniopteridae.
UCCUUGAGCCAAACUGGCUAGGGCUGUUUUAUGAUUGUUUAAAUAUUUCUUCCCUGGAUUUAGUCAAACUUUUUGAUCAGUAAAUGAAACUCUUUUCUUUGUAGUAAAGUACUCAACUGUGUGGGAUAUUGCAUAGAUCUUGGAAGACUGCAAUAAAGUGGCAAUGUCUCGGGAACCCACCCCACCUCUUCCUGGAGAUAUGUCUACUGCUCCUAUAGCAGAAAGCUGGUGUUAUACACAGGUUAAAGUAGUAAAAUUUUCCUACAUGUGGACCAUUAAUAACUUCAGUUUUUGUCGAGAAGAAAUGGGUGAAGUGUUAAAAAGUUCAACAUUCUCAUCUAGCCCAAGCGACAAAAUGAAAUGGUGCCUGAGGGUAAAUCCAAAGGGAUUAGAUGAUGAAAGUAAAGACUACUUGUCCUUAUAUUUGCUUUUAGUCAGCUGCCCAAAAAGUGAAGUUCGAGCAAAAUUCAAAUUUUCUCUUCUGAACGCUAAAAGGGAAGAAACAAAAGCAAUGGAAAGCCAAAGAGCAUAUCGAUUUGUACAAGGGAAGGACUGGGGUUUUAAAAAAUUCAUUCGAAGGGAUUUUUUGCUUGAUGAAGCUAAUGGUCUUUUACCAGAUGACAAGCUUACAUUAUUUUGUGAGGUGAGUGUGGUCCAAGAUUCAAUAAAUAUAUCAGGGCAUACUAAUACAAAUACUUUGAAGGUGCCUGAAUGUCGACUAGCAGAAGAUUUAGGUAAUCUCUGGGAAAACACAAGAUUUACAGAUUGCAGUUUUUUUGUGAGAGGACACGAAUUUAAAGCUCAUAAAUCUGUACUUGCAGCUCGAUCCCCAGUUUUUAAUGCAAUGUUCGAACAUGAAAUGGAAGAAAGCAAAAAGAAUCGAGUGGAAAUAAAUGAUGUAGACCCUGAGGUUUUUAAAGAAAUGAUGAGAUUCAUUUACACAGGGAAAGCACCAAACCUUGAAAAAAUGGCUGACAACUUGUUGGCAGCUGCAGACAAAUAUGCACUGGAACGGCUGAAGGUCAUGUGUGAAGAAGCUUUGUGUAGUAACCUCUCCGUAGAAAAUGUUGCUGAUACCCUUGUCCUUGCAGAUUUGCACAGUGCAGAACAGUUGAAAGCACAAGCCAUAGACUUUAUUAAUAGGUGCAGUGUACUUCGACAGCUUGGGUGUAAAGAUGGGAAAAACUGGAACAGCAACCAAGCAACGGAUAUAAUGGAAACAUCAGGGUGGAAGUCCAUGAUUCAGUCUCACCCUCAUUUAGUAGCGGAAGCCUUCCGAGCACUAGCAUCUGCACAGUGUCCACAGUUCGGCAUUCCACGUAAACGGCUUAAACAGUCCUGAAAUCUUCCAUGAACUGUAGAGAAAUGGAACUGACUUUUAUUUCUCCAGGUCCAGAAGGAUUCUAAUAGACAAACCAUAAGCAAGAGUUGUUUCUGUUGUCUUGUCCACAGAACAGAAGCUGAAAAAGCAUAUUGCUUGCAUUUCAGGUGGAUAAUUUAUGGUUUAUUCUUCAGCUUUAAAUUAGACUGAUAUACUCUAAUUCACUUCAAGGCCUUAAAUUAUCUCCAAUGACUUCUCUUGUUCAUAUAAUACUUUACUUUUUUUAUUGUGCCUUGUCAUUUUGACCAAGGCUAUGUAGGAUUGCACUAGCUCCAUAAUGCAGUAAUAUUGAUAACUGAAGAUGUUAAGUUACAAAGGAAUCUUCCAUUAGCUUCAGAAAAGCAAAAGCAAAAUUAAUUUUGUAGGGUUUGUGCUAUGCUAUCUUAAAGUUUAAAACUAGGUUCUUAAAAGCACUUGUAUUGGAGAUAAUGGUCAAUGUCUCCGAUCUAAGUUCUAUAAAUACAGGAGAACCUGCUUACCUUCAAGGUAAGUUAUGGCAAUACACUGCUUCAGUUCUAAUUUAUUUUCAUUUCAGGGGGCAAUUAUGCAAUGAGUUGGCCCAAAUUUUUAGUAGAAUUUGUGGUGUUUGUAUGUUAACUGUCCAGCAAACUAAGAAGCAUAACAAACCUUUGCUUGUGUUUCUUUGUGGGUUUAUCCAAGUUUACAAUUAUUGAGAACUGAUUGAGGUUAAGAUUUCAAUAAGAAGAAAGCAUGUUUUGUGCUGAAUUAAUUUUUUUUAAUUUAUAGUGGCCUACAUUUAUAUGAAGAAUUCUGUACAUGUUAAAAGUAAGGAUGACCAAAUGUAAAUUUAAUGGGUGGGCCAAUUAAGAGAGGUAUAUAUGCACUUUUAAUGUGUAACUUUUGUAUGCUGAAUGGUACAUAUAUUUUUUUGCUUUUGAGGGAAUUAAUAAGGUAUAAUUAAUUGUGUCUUAACUUUUUAAAGAAUUUUUUAAGACAGAUGGAGGUAACUGGGCUGUUUGUGAUAAUAGAUAAGAAAGAUAUCCUUCAUUAUAGUUAAUUUGGUUUCCAUUUCAUAUAAUCAUUAUUGAAUUCACUCCUUUUUUAUCACACUUUGGAGAAGGCAUCUGAAUAAAAAAUGAGUUCCUGACAGUGUACUCUCCUUCUAAAAACAACAAACUGAUAUUAUUUGCAGAAUAAAGGAGAGAACCCUCAGAAAUUCAUCAGGCCACAUUCUGAACCUUCCCCACCCCCUCCUAGUUUUCUCCUGUCUGUUUCAGUUACUGUACUAACAUUGUGGAUGAUACUGAAAUUCUGCAUAAUGUGAACAGGAUAAACUAUUUAUAAACUGCUUUUCACGGGCCAGUUCUUUAUUAUAAAUGAAUUUCAGCUUUAAACACAGGCACAUGUUCAGUGUGUGAUAGCUCUGUGCACAGUGGAGGUCUGCUCUGGUGCGUUGUCCUGGGGAAGGAGGAGCUAUCAGUGUCACGUCACUGCAUCUGAUUUCUUAGGCAAGAGUUAUAUUGGACCACAAGGGGAAAAGUGUGUCACUGGAAGAAAAAUGCAUAUACCUAUAUAUUUGCAUAUAUAACUUUAUUCUCCAGAUUAAAAUUUGUAUAAUUUGUUAUUUAGUUUCUGAAUUUAGGGCAAAAGGAAAAAAAAUCAAGCCUAAGGUUUUAAAAUAGAUUAUUUUUUGUUAUCUCUUUGUUAGAUAUUCACUGAGCAAUUCUCUAAUAUAUCAGUAGUGAUUCACAUUUACAUUGAACAACACUGUCAAAUAAGCAUUUGUUACCCAUAACAAACUGGAGUUGGAAAAGAUCUUAUUUUUUUCAGAUAUCUUCAUUUCAUUCUGUGUAGUUUCAUUGGGUCUUUGUUGUGUUAACUUAAAUUUGAAAUUGGAAGAAUCCCUUGGGAUAGAAAAAGAUUCUUACAUGUUAAUGGACUCCAUCCUAUGUAACAAUGCUAUAGGCAGCAGAAAUUCACUUUCUUAACUUCAUCAUAAUACUGAAUUCAUUAAAUUUACAUUGUACAAUGUAAAAAAUACACGCACAUACACACUAAGAUUUUAAUUUAAAUUUUGCCUGAGUCUUAUGAGAAAACAAAAACUUCCUCAGGCUAAAGAAUUUUGUUGUCAUAUAUCAAAAAAAAUAUUGAUGUACCCAUUUACAUCAGAUGCACACAGGCACAUCAUGGGUUAAUUCACUGCUUGAAUCUACAUUUCUAACCAUAGUGACUUCAGUAAUAACACCAUAUAAUGAACAUUUCAGCUUGCCCUCACGUGUUUUCAUGUUUAUUGCAAAUCUUAAGGGUUUUAUUAUAAGUAUUAUUUUUUAGUUUGGUAGUAUAUUUUGUACCAAAAGCGUCAAACACUGUGCUGUAAGAAUAUCCAUGUUUGUAGAAAUGUCCACUUUUCAGAUAAUAUAAUGCCUACCUUUAUACUAACAGAACCAUAUGGUAGUUGAUUUUUUUUUAAUUUAUUAUGUAUAUUUUUGGUAUUGUGGGUUCUUGAGGCUAUGAUAAAAACUGUUAUGUGUUCUGACACAAGGCUCUAGUAGCCUUUUUUAGGGGUUGUUUUUUAAAAUAUCUUUAUUGAUUUCAGAGAGAGGAAGGGA